Messenger RNA from Nematolebias whitei (Rio pearlfish), 2176 nucleotides. It is a transcript of the gene atg14, whose product is annotated as autophagy related 14. Gene Ontology annotation, cellular component: mitochondria-associated endoplasmic reticulum membrane contact site; autophagosome; extrinsic component of phagophore assembly site membrane. The record is from RefSeq and is a predicted model, not a curated record. The transcript has 11 exons. Lineage: Eukaryota; Metazoa; Chordata; Actinopteri; Cyprinodontiformes; Rivulidae. Bases 189 to 1700 code for a protein of 503 amino acids. Gene Ontology annotation, biological process: mitophagy; autophagosome assembly; cellular response to starvation.
AAACCGGAAGUUGAGCACUUGCUAAUCAAAACAAAAACAUUUGGAGCUUGUCAGUCAUGUCCGCCAGAGGAGCAGUUCAAACUGCGGGAUGAUGAAACAUUUAGGAGCGAACCGAACCACACAGAGCUGUAAACGGGGUUAAAUGGUUCCCGUCAGCCGGGACACUUUAGCAGCUUUUAGCUUACUUUAUGGCGUCCUCGGCCGCGGGUCUCCAAACGCCUAGCCCCGCCGCAUCUUCAUCCGGGGCUAAGCCGCCUCUUCCUCGCCAGUAUCCCCCCUCUGCCGCCUCCACCCCGGGCUGCGUGAUGGCGGAGUCGGUGGACGACGCCGAGGGUUUGUACGUGGCCGUGGAGCGGUGUCCUCUGUGCACCACGUCCCGCCGCAGGCUCAUCUGUGCCCGGUGCAUCCAGGCCGGAGACUUCGUGUACUUCGACGGGAGGAACGCCGAAAGAUACUCGGAGAAGGUGGGGCGGCUGAAGACGCUCAAGGAUGAGAAGGAGAAGCUGCAGCAAAGUAUUCUCCAGGCCAUGGACAGGAGCCUGCAGGCAGAUGAGAUGAAAUGGAAGAUCAUGCUGUGCAAGAUAAAGAUCGAGCAGCUGAAGGAGGCGGUGGCUUUGGGCAACGAGGAGGUGAAGAGCGACAGGGAGCUGCUCCUGCGCUCCCAGGAGGAGACUCUGCGGCUGCAGCGCCGAGCGGGGCGCCACCAGGAGAAAAGGGACAAGAUCGAGCGCCACAACCGGCGACUGGGGGAGCUGCUGGAGAAACGGACCCAGGAGCACCAGGGCAAACUGGUCCAGCUGGCGGCUCUGAGGCGGGAACACAUCCUGGAGCUCACCACGCAUAUUUUCCCCACGCAGGAGGAGAAGCAGGGCAGCAGAGAUCCCGCGGACGUGAUGGCAGAGUGCGACCCCGUGCUCACCUCCAGCACGGUGUCGGAGCUGGCUGAGGCCCGCAGAACCACCUACCUGUCAGGACGCUGGAUCUGGGAUGACCAGAAUGGGGAGACCAGCAUCAGCAUCACGGGAGCGCCGGUUGUGUUGCCUAGCAACGGCGAUUACUCCACCUACUACAGCUGGGUGGAGGAGAAGAGCACCAACCCAGGUCCAGAACUGGACCACAUUAACCCAGCUCACACCAUCAGUGCUGCCCUCUGCUACGCCACACAGCUCGUCACCAUCCUGUCUCAUAUCCUGGACGUCAACCUGCCCAAAAGGCUCUGCAACAGCGAGUUCUGCGGAGAGAACCUCAGCCGGUAUCGCUUCACCAGGUCUCUGAGCAAACUGAACACCAACAUCCUCCACCUCUGCUUCUCUCAGCACGUGAACAGCGAGAAGCUUCACCCUCAUCACACACUCAGGAACGUCAUGUUUCUGAUCGAUCCUGACAAUGACAACCUGGGCAGGACUGGUCCGUUUGAGGUGAGCGCUGACCUGGAGGAGUCCAUGGAGUUCGUGGAACCAGAGGCAUCGGGACCGACGGAGGAGAGCGGAGACGAGGCGGUGACGGACGAGGAGACGGACCUGGGAAUGGACUGGGAGACUGUGCCCAGUCCACGGUUCUGUGACAUCCCCUCUCAGUCCAUGGAUCUUUCCCAGAGUGCACUGCAGGUGUCCCAGCCGUCGGGUAACCCCGGAGGGAUGAUUUCGUCGGCCGCUGCCUCCGUCACUUCCUGGUUCAGAGCGUACACUGGCCAGCGCUGAUCCAAACCCAUCGCCAGAAGCUGAAGGCCGGUUUAGAGCAGGCGGUCCAGGUGUCGGGUCAGAAACGGACUUCAUAUUGUUUUUAUCUUUUUAGGGGGCUGGACUGCAGUUGGAUCCAGUUGGUCUGUCUGAACUUUUUUGCAAGUUCCAGAGCAGUUUUUAAACAAUCCGUGAUAGCAGCAGUUGUUCUUGAGCAGGAAGCUCACACUGAAACGUUUGGGUUCCAUUUCCUGUUGGUUCUGUUGGCCUUCCUGAGCGUCAUAUUUGUCUUCUGUGUGCGUCCACGUUUUAUUUUAACGACCGGUUGAAUGCACCGACUGAGCACUAAUUAUUAUUUUGACAUGUGAGCUGUUUUCUUCUGAUUCUGACCUAAAUGACUUUUCUGAUGUUUAAUAAACACGUAGUUCUUGUGUGACGUUGUCUUCAUUGAACGCCAUCUUGGGCUCAACAUCAUAAAACUCUUAACAGAUCAACUC